CAGUAAGGAAGGAACCUCUCUCCAACAUGACGGCGACCAUAGACAACAGCAAUGCUGCACAGGCGACAAAGAAAAAGCACCUCGGGAUCCCCGAAGCAGUGUUCGUGGAGGACGUGGACUCCUUUAUGAAGCUGCCUGGGAACGAGACGGCCGACUCCGCGCUAAGAAAGCUUGACGAACAGUACCAGAAGUAUAAAUACAUGGAGCUCAACCUGUCUCAGAAGAAACUCCGGUUGAAAAACCAGAUCCCACAAAUCACACAGACACUAGAAAUUCUACGACACAUGCAGAAGAAAAAGGAUACCACAGAAUCAAUGGAAACACAUUUCCUCCUGGCUGACAACGUUUACUGCAAGGCCUCCGUGCCGCCCACCGACAAAGUUUGCCUAUGGUUAGGAGCUAACGUCAUGUUAGAGUACGACAUCGACGAAGCUCAGGCGCUCCUGGAGAAGAACUUGUCCACGGCGUCCCGCAACGUGGAGACCCUCGAGGAGGAUUUAGACUUCCUGCGAGACCAGUUCACCACCACUGAAGUCAACAUGGCACGAGUCUACAACUGGGAUGUGAAGAGAAGGAGCAAAGAAAGCCUCCUAAAAUCAGACAAGCCUUAACUAAAGGGGACAGAGCCUAGGACCCCCCCCCCCCACUCCCUCCUGCUAACAUACUCCCUGGUCAUUACAACCACAAACCCCUGAAGUCGUGUGUACGUUGACCCCAGAGCUCGGCUCAUGGAGGACACGUCUGAAAGCUUUCUGAGGGUUUUGACUCARCUUGAUUCAAACCUGAUGAAUCUUUUUUUUUCAUCUUCAAAGCCGUAGAUGAAGUUGUAGACGUUGARCAUGUGUCACAAUUCUGUUUGAUUUUCAAUGUCUCCUUUGUCCAGCCAGCUCAGCCUUCCACCACUAAUGUUUUUCUGUUGAUUUGUCACUUUUUAAAGUAUUUUUUCAAGUAAAAAAACUAACAAAACAAAAAAAGAAGUCAACAAAGCAGUUUUGUAUUUUUUAAAUAUGUUUCAUUUAUUUUUAUUUAGCAGAUUGUGAAUGGGUUCUUUUGCAUCAUCUUUUCCUUUCUUAUGGACUCGACACGGCAACAUCCGCACGCCGAAGAGUUUUUAAACAGCUGACUGUAGGGUGAUAAACAACAACAAAUGCUAAGAUAAGAAUAAGAUAGUUUUGGUUGGUCACAGACUUGUAGGGGUUCACAUGAUCACAGGUAAUCCUGCUUCAGACCUGCUGCUUUUCCAUCCUUUGACCUUCUAUACUCCACCAUCUCCUCCCUGUUUUCAUCUCUUACCACUGUUCUGUCUGUAUUUAUUUGUCUUUUCUCAUUAAAAAUGAAGUUAAAAAAAAGAACAUUUGGUCAAAGAGA
Messenger RNA from Austrofundulus limnaeus, 1368 nucleotides. It is a transcript of the gene vbp1, whose product is annotated as von Hippel-Lindau binding protein 1. The transcript is spliced from 6 exons. The record is from RefSeq and is a predicted model, not a curated record. Gene Ontology annotation, cellular component: prefoldin complex; cytoplasm. Gene Ontology annotation, molecular function: tubulin binding. The coding region runs from base 27 to 611 and encodes 194 amino acids. Lineage: Eukaryota; Metazoa; Chordata; Actinopteri; Cyprinodontiformes; Rivulidae. Gene Ontology annotation, biological process: microtubule-based process; tubulin complex assembly; protein folding.